AUAUAACCCAAAUCGCCUUCUAAUUAAAAUCACCAAAACAAAAUAAUACUAUAAGUAGUAAUGGCGGAUCUUCACCCCCUCAUCGGGACUAAUGAUCACCGCCAGCAGCAGCCGCCGUCGAGCUCCCACAGCGGAAGCGAACACUUGGCUGAAGAAUGUCUCUCCGAGAUGGUGGUUGAUUUUCUUGAAGACUACGACGGUUGCCGGAGUAGCUGGGCGGAGGACGAUCUUACGGACGGGGAGGCAAUGGAUGUAAUGGCGGCGGGGGAGGGCGAUUGUAGGGAGGCGGUGGGGGAAAUUCGGAGAAUGGUGAGUGUGAAGGGCGGGAAUAAUGUGGAGGGUUAUAGAGAAGUGCUUGUGGAUAAUGUUCGGGCAGCGGCUUCUUCGUUGGAGGGCGUCGUAUCGCGACGGAGGUUGGUGUUGAUUCUUCGUGAGCUUCAUUACAAUGCGGCGAUCUGUAAGACGAAAUGGGGAAGCUCUCGAGGUGUGGCCGCCGGGGACUAUGAGUUCGUCGACGUGGUGAAUGGGAACAUCCGGUACUUGAUCGACACAAACUUUCGAGCGCAAUUCGAGAUUGCGAGGGCCACAGUCCAAUACAAAGAGUUAUUAAAAUCAUUGCCUUUAAUUUUCAUCGGAACGGUAGAGGAGUUGAAGAAGAUGGUGAGGAUCAUGUGCGACGCUGCAAAGGUAUCACUAAAUCAUAGGAAUCUGUCAGUACCUCCAUGGAGAAAAGGCAUUUACAUGAAGAACAAAUGGUUGGGACCAUAUCGUCGAACUAUAAAUCCAAUUCACGAAGAAAAGUCUCCGACGACUACACUAGAUAAUUCCACUAGUUGGGCAGUCAAAUGUAGGUGACUACAAAUGUGGAGACAAACAUUAAUGUGUCAUCUGUUUGUGUGAGAUCGAUUAAGGCAGGUUGAUAAUUAAGAUGAUGGAUUUAGUGAUUAAGUAAGAGAUUUUACUUUCUUCUUCUUCUUUUUUUUUUUUCUCUCUCUCGUGAACCUAGAAAAGGUAUGGAGUAAAUAUAAAGUUUUUCUUUUCCCCUUUUUGGGUUGGAAUUCUAGGCUUUUUAGUAAGGUGAGAGAUGUCAACCUCAAAGCUUCAAGGACAUACAUGACUUUAAGCCUAGUUGAGCUAUGUUGAGGUUGUUUAGUAGAAUUUUCUUUUCUUUUUUAUUUUAUUUUUAAAUCAGACAUAGAUUGUACACAUAUUUGUACCCAAAGUUUUAAUUCAAACUUUUUUUUCUAGCUA
Cucumis melo (muskmelon) is the source of this 1251-nucleotide messenger RNA. RefSeq lists its product as uncharacterized. Bases 61 to 855 code for a protein of 264 amino acids. Lineage: Eukaryota; Viridiplantae; Streptophyta; Magnoliopsida; Cucurbitales; Cucurbitaceae. The transcript is spliced from 2 exons. The record is from RefSeq and is a predicted model, not a curated record.